CGCGAUGGCGGCGGCGACACGACGACGAUGGAAAUCGGAAGCCGAAUAGUGACAAAGAUAAAGCACCGGACGCAGACGAGUCCGACGCGGCAAAGGCGGUGGCCGGGGUCUUCCAAACAAGAGUCUACGGCUUCGCUGCGACCACAAUCCGCCAAGUUACACGCGAAAUUCCUCGAUCUUACAUUACGUCCUGAGAAGAAGAAGCGUGGACGGCCAACAACAGCAAAACAUCGCGAAGUCAAGUUCUCGCCUGAGUACCCAAAGCGAGGCCAGCUCUAUAACGACGCCAUUUUGCAGCGUGAAGAAUGCCUCGCCACGAUUGUCCAAGGAUGCCAAGAAGGAGGAUGGAGGCCAGGAAAUGAUGGAAUUUCUCGUAUAUUGCCGCUCCUGGCUCCACUGCGGUUGCUUUCCCUGGCGGUCGUUGAGAGCAUCUUGCGAUGGAAGGUCGCGGCGGACAACCGGGCGUUUUUGUGGGAUGGCGCGAGUUAUUUGCACAAGAUGACGUCCGACACGAACGUGUUGGACCCGUUUUUGUCGUUGGAGUUGGGGUUUCCCAUGCGCCGCAACCCGUUUAUGUCGUCGAUGGCUUUGGAUACCCCCCAAUUGACAUUGCUCGUGUGUUGUCCGCACAAACAACAACGAACAGACGACGUGGUCCAGUGCAUUGCCCGACGCCUGCAUUUUGGCACCCUCGAGCCGGGCGACAUGGCGUUGAAUACGCGGGUGAUUUCUGCCAUGGUCGCCAUCGUCAAAGAAGACAUGGAGACCCAACUCGACCAAGAAGUAAUGUUGGGGCAAACUCAACACAAAGCGUCUCUUGAUUUGGACAUGUCCACAAUCUCAUUCGAACCCGACCCAGAAGCCACGGUCGCCACAAUUCCUACCUUGAAGCAACAACAACAGCAGCAGCAGCGACAGCCCAAGUUGUCGGCCGUGUACUCGCCGCGGGACCCACGGAACGACUCUGCUACGAAUACGUCCAAAAAUAGUAGCAGCUUCCGAAAGCUACUCCAUCCCGUGCCCACAACGAAUGAAACUCUAGGACGUGGCACGAGUGACGACGACGACGACGUGCACAACGACCUGCAGCGCAUUUUCUCCUUGUGCAACGACGUGUCCACAGCCGCAAGUCAAUUGAAACGUCAGCUGCAUGUUCUGGACACGGCCACCAAGAUGGAUGCGCCGUCCGCCACAAUCUUCUGCGCUCUAGAACCGAUUCCGUCGUAUGCUACAUCUCCACUUGCGACGCCCCUACGUAGAAGGGACCUGGCCUCGCCCUCAUCGCCUAUCCAGUCAACGCCCAGUCCCGAUAUCAUUAGUGCCAACGACGACAAGCUGACGUCGUACAUUGAAUCGUUGUCGACUCGCAUCGACCGCUUGCGAGCGUUUGACGUAGAGGCAGCUACAGACGACGACUACAAGAGCCUAGCCAUACCAUCUCCAGUGAGGUCCCCCCAUGACGACGGCACCGUCCAGUCACCCUUGUCGUCCACGUCGCUGGCGUCCCCGAUCUUUCCGAAGGCUGCGUCAUUGGCGCGCCACCAACCCUAUCGUUUUGCUUCCCUUGACAAGGUUGAAUCAACUCCAAAACCAACGAAAACGUUAUUGCAACGAACGUUGGCCAAACACAGCAACACCAUUUGCGCAGAAGUACCAAGCAGUCGCAGCCCACAACCCAUACCUUUAACACCGACAAACCAGCGCACAACGCUCGUCCGCAAUACUUCCAACUCGAAACGAGCCCCUCUCACAACAACGAUGACACCAGCGUCGUCAUCGUCACGUAAGCUUGGAAAGGCCAUAUACGAUGCGGAUUCUGAUCCUAUCAAGCAAGCCAAGUCGACAGAAAAGGCCACGGGUGACACAUAUUCUCCCACCUCUCAAAGGCAACCACGCACCAAACAAAAAAACAGCGCGGGCAACACUCGUCCAUGUCAGCAUGUGCUGCCUGAUGACGCAAGUCCUCGUGAUUCUGCGUCGAGUAGUUUACCAACAGCCUCCACACCUCGAGAGGCCGAUUGGCAGCAGCACCGCCGUAAAAGCAGCGACCACCGCAUGCAUUGCGUGGCGCAACACCGGUCUGCCGUCCGAUUGCAAGCGUGGUGGCGUCAUGUUCGCUGGCGUCGGUCGCGGUACCAGCAUCGGCGACGCCGACAGUUUGCCGUUCAGACGAUUGAAAACACGUACCAGCGCCACCGCCGUCGUCGUCAAACGCGUCAACGAGAGGCGGCGGCCAGUGUCCUCCAACAGUGGGCGAUCCGUCGCACAGCUUUGAGACGGGACUGGCGCGCUCUCUGUCACACCAAACGACGAGCGGUCGCAGGUCGAUCCAUUCAACGGUCAUGGCGAUCUUAUCGAACCAAGUGCCCCUGUCUCGACGACGAGGCGCACACGACGUCUGGUGCGGGGCUUGACAUCCUCACAUUGGUACAAUCCGUCCUCCUGGAAUCGAUUCUGGACCGCGUUUGGAUAUGCAUCGGCGUCAGGUCCACGGCGGCGGCUACGAUUCAAAGCCAGUAUUGGACAUUUCAGUUUAACCAGCAGCAAGCGUCGGUAUUGCAACGCCACCAUACCCCCGUGAUUGGCGUGGCUGCAAUUCCAACGACUGGACACGAGCGUUGUUCGUCUACCAUCCCUGGCAGCAAUCGGGGUUUCAUACCUCCAUUGCAAACCAAGUCCCAGCGGGAUCUACAAGAUCAGUAUGCCGACGAAGGCUUCGAGUCGGAAGGAAGCGCGCGAUGCGACACGUCGUCCACUACUCCACAUGACACCAGACACGAUGCAGCAACCAACGCUGUCCAUACCGAUGUCAAACUGAUGGUGAUGCCGUACUUUAUCCUGUGGAUGACCAACCGACUGCGAUGUGUGCAAUAUCGCGAUUUGGAACGUCGGGCCAAGCGAGAGCGCGUGCGGUUGGCAUACACGACGUGGCACGACCAGAGUCGUCGCAUCGUUCGUGUCCGCACGGCGUUUUGCGGAUGGCGCGACCAAGCCCAGUUUGAAAAAGACAAGCGAGUGCAAACCCGGGCCGAGUUUGCCCAAUCGGCCAAGGCGUGGAAGCAGUUGCAGCGGGGGAAGCAUCCGUCGUCUUAA
Messenger RNA from Aphanomyces astaci, 3093 nucleotides. RefSeq lists its product as hypothetical. The transcript has 6 exons. Lineage: Eukaryota; Oomycota; Saprolegniomycetes; Saprolegniales; Verrucalvaceae. Gene Ontology annotation, molecular function: protein binding. The coding region runs from base 28 to 3093 and encodes 1021 amino acids. The record is from RefSeq and is a predicted model, not a curated record.